ACAAUCCCAAUCCCAGCAUUGUCCUAAUGGAUGAUCUCCAGUGUAUAUGUUAGCAGUUUUUGCUUGUUUAGAUCAGUGCCCGUCAUUUCAUUUGUAUUUAACAGGUGAGAGGAGAUAUUCCAGUGUAAAAAAAAAAAAAAAGGCAUAUGUGGAAUUAUUACAUUAAAAUGAUUUUAUAUUUUGUUAAUACUCUGUCUAAUAUGAUCAGGUUGAAUGCAAUUUGUGUUCAUUCACCACUUUCAGGUUUAUCAUUGGGAGCGGCAGUCUUCUUUCUAGGAUGCAUCUUCCUCCUCUUCUUCUGCUGCAAGGCUUCCUACAAGCCAAUCUUCUUUUGGAAUAAGAAACCAAAAGACGAUCAUGACGUGGAGGAAUUUCUAACCAAGUAUGGAUCCCUUAUUCCAAAUAGAUAUCAGUAUUCAGAUAUCAAGAAGAUGACAGACUCCUUCAAUGAUAAAUUAGGCCAAGGAGGUUAUGGCGGAGUGUUCAAAGGAAAGCUCCAUGAUGGUCGUUUGGUGGCCGUGAAGGUGUUGAACAAUUCCAAGUGCAAUGGAGAAGAAUUCAUGAAUGAGGUCACCUGCAUUGGUAGGACUUACCAUGUGAAUAUUGUCGCUCUUCUAGGUUUUUGUUCGGAGGGGGAAAAAAGAGCACUUAUCUAUGAGUUCAUGCCCAAUGGAUCACUAGAAAAAUUCAUUUAUGCUGAAAAACCAAGAGAAAUGAAUCCUCUUGGAUGGGAAAAGCUAUAUGAAAUCGCGAUUGGAAUUGCCCGAGGACUAGAGUACUUGCACCGUGGCUGUAGUACACGCAUUGUGCAUCUAGACAUAAAACCUCAUAACAUUCUUCUAGAUGAAGACUUCAGACCCAAGAUCUCAGAUUUCGGGCUAGCUAAGAUAUGCCGUGCGAAGGAGAGUAUCAUAUCCAUGAUGGGCGCUAGAGGGACUGUGGGGUAUAUUGCACCUGAAGUAUUUUGUAGAAAUUUCGGAGGAGUCUCAUACAAGUCCGAUGUUUAUAGUUAUGGAAUGAUGGUGUUAGAAAUGGUUGGAGGAAGAAGGAAAAGUGAGGCCCGAGUAGAGAAUACCAGCGAAGUAUAUUUUCCACACUGGAUAUACGAGCAUCUUGAUUUAAAUGGACAUCUAGGAUUACAUGGAGUUACAAUGAGAGAGGAUGAAGACAUUGUGCGGAAGAUGAUCAUAGUGGGUCUAUGGUGCAUUCAGACAGCCCCGGCAAAUCGGCCUUCUACAACUAGGGUCGUAGAGAUGCUGGAGGGAAGCGUGGAAAGCUUGUCAAUUCCACCCAAGCCAUUUCUAUCUUCUCCUUCAAGGACAUGCCAAGGUCUUUCAACUGCUUCAAUAUCACAAGAAAAUAUUCUACCACAUGUUUGAAUAUAUUUUCUCUAUGAAGAGAAUUUGAUCCAACCAAAAAGGGUUUGUUUUGGAGUUGCUGAGGUCUUGUUGGUGAUCGGAGUGGCCGUUGAAUCUAAUCACUUGAGAAUAUAGAGAGAAGCUAGGAAGAAACUGCCUAGUUGUCAACUAGCUGGCAUUUUUUACCUGUUGACAGUAUUUCUUGCAACUGCCUUUUAUUUCGUGGUCUUGCAAAUGCUGAGAGUGAAAGAUGGUGAGGCCGCUGUCUAAAGAGAGGUGGUGGAAGUGGCUCUCUUCUCUAUGUCUGAAUCAACACUCUCUGAUGCUAUUCUGCAGAACCAGAAUUCAGCUGUGGAUUUGGAAUGUGAUGUUGAAGAGUCAACUGCAAGAGAGUCUGAACUGUCUCUGUCCUGUAAAAAUUCUAUAGCAAUCAAAACAGAAUGUUUAUCCAAAAAAAAAAAAGAAA
This is a messenger RNA of Magnolia sinica, 1824 nucleotides long. Its product is annotated as rust resistance kinase Lr10-like. The transcript has 2 exons. The coding region runs from base 147 to 1379 and encodes 410 amino acids. The record is from RefSeq and is a predicted model, not a curated record. Gene Ontology annotation, molecular function: protein kinase activity; ATP binding. Lineage: Eukaryota; Viridiplantae; Streptophyta; Magnoliopsida; Magnoliales; Magnoliaceae. Gene Ontology annotation, biological process: protein phosphorylation.